AUGACUGAAGAAUCACGGAAAGCCCUGCGGAAACCUACGGUUUCUGAACCUUCAGCAAAACCCACUUUAAAAGUCAACAACUCGUCGAGUGUUUUACCAACCCCGAUCCUCAAGAAUGAGCAAACUUCAAAGACCGGCAACGCCCUACCAGAAAACACCAUCGUCACCGCCUCUUCCUCCACUACCAACCCAGAAACUGGCGGAGUGGAUUUGAAGAACGUGCUUGCUUCGCCCAUAAAUGAAGCGUUUCCUCUGGAAUACGGCGAUCAGGAUGUGAUCCCAGAAUCCCUUGAAGGGCUCGUACGCCGAACUAGUCUGUUAUCGUUCAAUGAACCUUCUGAUUUGGAGAAAUCACGUCGUGGCUCUAUCUCUGCUCAUCCUUCCAAUGCCAAUAUCAGUAUUGGUGGUCAAUGGUCCCAGAAUCGCAUUCAACAUCAACUCCAGCAGCAGCGUGGGGCAGCCAAUGGAUUGAGUAAGUUACAGUCAGAAGCAUCGAACAACAACAAUAAUAAUAGUAAGGGAGUGAUAGCCUCAGAUGCCUUGCAAUUUGUGCCUCGUCGUGGACCGACACGCUCAAAUAAUAACAGCGCUGCCAGCUCAAGGAGCAACAGUGCUGAUAGAAGCCGCAGCACAGUGUCAAAGGAAGAUGGUAUACGGCGCACUAUUAGUAUUGGCAAUAACAGACAAAUCAAAGCGCCGAUUGUUCCUGAAACCGCUCCAAUAGGACCUAAAGUUCCAUUUACUCAGUAUUUUAAGCGUACAGACGACAACAAGAUCCAUAUUCUUGUUGGGGCGUCUGGAUCGGUGGCCACGAUCAAGCUUCCAGAAUUGAUUGCCCAGCUAUAUAAGCAGUUCACUAGAGAGCGAGUGUCGAUUCAGGUGGUGCUCACAAAAUCUGCAGAACAUUUUGUUAAAGGAUUGAAGAUUCCUGCAGAGUUCAAGGUCUGGAGAGACGAAGAUGAGUGGGUCGACGGCGGGCAUCAUACUUCCGAUCCGGUGUUACACGUUGAAUUACGUAAAUGGGCCGACGUGUUUGUGGUUGCCCCGGUAUCUGCAAACACUUUAGCAAAAGUAUCUAAUGGGAUUGCUGAUAACUUGUUGACAUCAAUCUUGAGAGUAUGGAAUCCUGCUAAUCCGGUAAUAUUUGCUCCGGCAAUGAAUACGUUUAUGUAUACCCACCCAGUGACCAAGAUUCAGCUUGACAUGAUCGCCAAGAAUUUCACCUGGGUCCAUGUUUUGAAGCCGGUGGAGAAAGUUUUGAUUUGCGGAGAUAUCGGAAUGGGUGGGAUGACCACGGUUCAAGAGAUUGCUAGUAGUGCAAAGAAGGAGUUAAUGGUGAUUAUAAAGAAGCAAGAGGCUCAAAAACUAGAUAUCCAGAAAGCAGAAAGUAAAGAAAAGGAAAGACUAAGGCAGAAUAAAAAUGAUGAAUUACAGUUGGAUGAGGAAGGAGAUGAUAGCAAUAUGCGUACAGAUGAAGAUGAUGAAGAUGACGACGAUGAAGAUGACGACGAUGACGAUGACGAUGACGAUGACGAUGACGACGACGAUGAUGACGAUGACGACGAUGAAGAUGACGAUGACGACGACGGCGACGACGAUGAUAGUCCUAUACUACAUAGAGUUAAUACCCGUACAAGAAUGCAAAACAAUACCAAAAUUUCCGAGGAACCAUGA
Messenger RNA from Saccharomycopsis crataegensis, 1674 nucleotides. RefSeq names its product phosphopantothenoylcysteine decarboxylase complex subunit. The transcript has a single exon. NCBI's taxonomy places the organism in Eukaryota, Fungi, Ascomycota, Saccharomycetes, Ascoideales, Saccharomycopsidaceae. The coding region runs from base 1 to 1674 and encodes 557 amino acids. Gene Ontology annotation, molecular function: phosphopantothenoylcysteine decarboxylase activity; FMN binding. Gene Ontology annotation, biological process: coenzyme A biosynthetic process. Gene Ontology annotation, cellular component: phosphopantothenoylcysteine decarboxylase complex. The record is from RefSeq and is a predicted model, not a curated record.